UGGAAUGUGAUGUGUGUAUUUUUCUAGGGGCUUGCUUGUGUGACUGCUGGUCUCCGUGUGUGUUUGGGGCACACAUACAUGGAAUAGUCCCUCAGCAACGGGACUGCCCAGGGAGGAGCUGCUGUGUAUGCAUUGUGGGCAGGGGUGUGCACCCAUGUGGGGAGUAGUGACCCAGCUGCCCGUAAGGGCCCUGGGCCUGGAGGUGCGUGUGUGGGGUCUCUACCUCCACCUGCUGUCCCUGGGGCUGCGGGCUUUCCUACUUUUCUUCCUUGUGCUUCUUCGAGAGCUGUGUGUGUGUGUGCAGGAGGCAGGCAGGGCUGUGCUCAUGGCGGCUCGCUCUGUGGCCCUCACGGCCCACGUCUGUAGUGUCUAUGUCUUCCUUCAGGGGGUUGCCUGGUCUGCCCAGCUGGUGGGGAGCUGGGUGAUGCUGCACAUAUGGCUCUACCGUGCCUUGCUGGAGACCCCCAAACGCGUUCCUUUACUCCCGCAGUGUGAGCAGGCAGCCAGGUGGCUGGUGUGGGCCAGCAUGCAGGCUGGCAAAGGCCUGGCUCGGGUGUGGGGUGUGGCAACCUUUGUGCAGCUGUGUGCCCACACGGUCUUCCUGAGCAUGUACCUGUGCAUGCACAUCUGCUUUGCCGCCAUCAGCUCUAAGGUCCGUGUGAGAGUGAACGCACCGUUCUGUGUCUCAGUGCCCUUGAAGGUCCAUGCCCCUCUGAGCCUGGGCAUCAAAGUGGGGCUGCAGGGCCAGAAGCAUGGGAGAGCCACGGGGGAGGCAGGUAUGCCUCAGGGGGAGAUGUUGGGGAAGCAGGAACCCCAGACGUCCAGGAGCCCCAAGCCCACCAGGAGAAGGGAGGUGUCACGGAGUGAGCUCAGUCCAGGUGGGUAAGGGAAGGGGCUGCUCUGUGCCCCUUGGACUUGUCCCCAGCCUCAGGUGCUAGUGCCCUCUUCCUGCAGCCAGCCCAGGCUUGGAGCCUGCAUCUCCUCCUGCUCAGCCAAGCCCGUGUGGUGGCCCCUCCU
This is a messenger RNA of Pan troglodytes (chimpanzee), 1017 nucleotides long. RefSeq lists its product as uncharacterized. The transcript has a single exon. NCBI's taxonomy places the organism in Eukaryota, Metazoa, Chordata, Mammalia, Primates, Hominidae. The record is from RefSeq and is a predicted model, not a curated record. The coding region runs from base 128 to 886 and encodes 252 amino acids.